Arachis stenosperma is the source of this 1841-nucleotide messenger RNA. RefSeq names its product endoglucanase 11-like. Gene Ontology annotation, molecular function: hydrolase activity, hydrolyzing O-glycosyl compounds. The transcript has 5 exons. Gene Ontology annotation, biological process: carbohydrate metabolic process. The record is from RefSeq and is a predicted model, not a curated record. Bases 58 to 1701 code for a protein of 547 amino acids. NCBI's taxonomy places the organism in Eukaryota, Viridiplantae, Streptophyta, Magnoliopsida, Fabales, Fabaceae.
ACCCCUAAAAAGAAUUAAACUUGUUUAGGAGGGAAAGAAGGGAGAGGGGGAACAACAAUGGAGGAACAAACACAUCAUCAUCAAUAUCAUAGGAAACAAACUAGUAGUUUUGGAGAUUCCAAGAUUGUUCCCCCCUUGGUACUUGUACAGCAUUGUUGUUCUUCUUCUCUUUGGUUCUUGUUCUUCUUCAUCACCAUAACAACCAUUUUCAUCACUACUACCAAUGCUCAACAAGCCUUUGAUUAUGGUGAUGCACUCUCAAAGAGCCUCCUUUACUUUGAGGCACAGCGUUCAGGAAGAAUUCCUUACAAUCAGCGCGUCUCUUGGCGUCACCAUUCCGGCCUCACUGAUGGUCUAGAACAAGGGGUGGACUUGGUUGGAGGGUACUAUGAUGCAGGUGAUCAUGUGAAGUUUGGAUUGCCAAUGGCGUUCACAGUGACAAUGCUUUCAUGGGGUGCCAUUGAAUAUUUGCAACACAUUUCAGAUGCUGGUGAGCUUCAACACACUUUGGAGGCUAUCAAAUGGGGCACUGAUUACUUCAUCAAAGCUCAUACCAGCCCCAAUGUCCUUUGGGCAGAGGUUGGUGAUGGUGACACAGACCAUUAUUGUUGGCAAAGGCCAGAGGACAUGACUACCUCAAGGCAAGCAUUCAAGAUAGAUGAGGAAAAACCUGGUUCAGAUCUGGCUGCAGAAACAGCAGCUGCCAUGGCUGCAGCCUCAAUUGUGUUCAAGAACACAAACCCACAUUAUUCUCACCUACUCCUACACCAUGCUCAGCAGUUGUUUGAAUUUGGGGACAAGCAUAGAGGGAAGUAUGAUGAGAGUGUUGGAGUGGUGAAGAGCUACUAUGCGUCGGUGAGUGGUUACAAGGAUGAGUUAUUGUGGGCAGCCAUGUGGCUGUACAAGGCCACCGACAGUGAAAUGUAUUUUCAGUACUUUAUUUCAAAGGCUCACUCUUUUGGUGGCACUGGUUGGUCCAUUUCUGAGUUCAGCUGGGAUGUUAAGUAUGCUGGUCUUCAACUCCUUGCCUCAAAGUUCCUAAACCAAGAAAAACACAAGAAGCAUAGUGAUAUACUUGAGCAAUAUAGAUCAAAAGCUGAGUACUAUAUAUGUUCAUGUCUAAACAAGAACAACAAUGAUAGCAAUGUGCAAAGAACUCCAGGUGGAUUGCUCUAUGUAAGACAAUGGAACAACAUGCAAUAUGUUUCAACAGCUUCAUUCUUGCUCUCAGUGUAUUCUGAUUUCCUCAAAAGCACAAACCAAAAUCUAAAUUGUCAUGGUGGCACAGUGGAUCAUGAAGAGAUUCUAAGCUUUGCUAAGUCACAAAUUGAUUACAUUUUGGGCUCAAACCCAAUGAACAUGAGCUAUUUGGUGGGCUAUGGGCCAAGGUACCCUAAAAGGGUGCACCAUAGAGGUGCUUCCAUUGUGUCAUACAAGGAGAAUAAAGGGUUCAUAGGGUGUACACAAGGUUAUGAUAAUUGGUACAGUAGCCAAGAACCUAACCCUAAUGUUCUUGUUGGUGCAUUGGUUGGAGGGCCUGAUUGGCAAGACAAUUUUGAAGAUCAGAGGAACAAUUUCAUGCAAACUGAGGCUUGCACAUAUAACACUGCCCCCUUAGUUGGUGUUUUUGCAAAGUUAUUGCAUAUAGAGAACCAGAAACUGGUUCAGGAUUGUAACUCACUCUUGGUUGCAUCCUUUUAAAUAAAGAAAUAUAUAGAGUACAUUAAUACAGCAUAUGUUACUCAUAAGCCAAUUAAAAUUUUUUUCUUUUCUUUUCUCUUUUGUCUUCAAAUUUUUCAUAUAGAUGAGUGAUUUUUUAUGUUUUAGCUAAGUUUUUGUGG